Molecule: messenger RNA, 1462 nt
Organism: Scaptodrosophila lebanonensis
Lineage: Eukaryota; Metazoa; Arthropoda; Insecta; Diptera; Drosophilidae
Product: U2 small nuclear ribonucleoprotein auxiliary factor 35 kDa subunit-related protein 2
Exons: 5
Coding region: 37-1335 (432 amino acids)
Biological process (GO): mRNA splicing, via spliceosome
Cellular component (GO): U2AF complex; spliceosomal complex
Molecular function (GO): metal ion binding; pre-mRNA 3'-splice site binding
Source: RefSeq, a predicted model, not a curated record
GAGUGCUGUAUACAGCGUUGCCACGUUUUACAAAAAAUGCCGGGCAAAAGAUCUUGGCGCAAACUGGUAAAGAAGUAUCAGAGGCAGCGUCGUAGGCAAAGGUGUGCGCAGGAACGCGACCAUGAACAAAUGCAAAGGGAACUUGAUCCCGCAUACCAGAUUUGGAUGCAACAGCAAGCAGAGUUGGAAGAAUUCCAGCGUUUGGCGGCGGAGCGUCAGCAACAGGAUAUGGAGGAAGCGUGGUUGCGACGCGAAGCGCUGGCACAACGCCAAUUUCGAGUAGAUCUGGCCAAACGCCGCCAGGAGGAGGCGGAAUUGGAACGUUUGCGUGAACAACAGUUCCAGGAGUUGGCCGCACGUGAGAAAGUACAGCGUGAACGUCGAGAGGAGAGGCAAAGAAUGGUUCAAGAAGCAGCAGCUGAAUUCGAGGCAAUGAUGCAGCGCAUGCACGAUUUUUUAGAGAAUGCAGAGCAAAGAAGUCCGCCGCCAGACUUACAGCGUGUGGCUGAAACGCGUCCUGAGGAGAAGCCGUGCGAGUUUUUUACACGCACCAAUUCUUGCCGUUUCGGGCUUCACUGUACUUUUAAUCACAAACGUCCCAUGUUGGCGCGAAUUCUGCUUAUCCGCCAUUUCUUCACCCAUCCCCUGCUGCAUUCAGAUGUACACAAGGAAUACGCUACUGCUGAUGCCGAUUUGGAACUAAACGAACGUGAUCUGCGUAACGACUACGAUGAAUUCUUUGCGGAUGUGGUGCCAGAAUUGGAGAAAUUUGGGAGAAUAUUAAAUUUCAGGGCUGUGCGCAACACAUUGGCUCAUCUGCGUGGCCAUGUGUUUGUGGAAUAUGAGCAGGAACGGUCGGCUUUACGUGCCUUUAUUAAUCUACAGGGGCGCUAUUAUGCCUCGAGGCGCCUUAAUGUGGAGUUCUCUAAUUUGAAGACCUGGCGCGGUGCUGUUUGCGGUUUGUCCUUAACACGCAAAUGUCCAAAAGGUUUCAGCUGUGCCUACCUGCAUUUGUUUCGCAAUCCUAGGAAUUUGUAUAAUUGCGAUCUGGAGCAGACGCCACGCAAUACCAGAAAGUAUAAUACGAUAAGCACGCCUGAAACUAAAACGCCCAGCUGGGAUGAUAAAACAGAUCGCUCGAGAAAUUGGCGUUGGUCUGAAAGCCCAGAGCCGGAAAUAUCUACCGACCUGUCUGCUCGAAAAGCGCACUCCAGGAGUAAAAGUCCAAGUAGAGAGAAAAAGCAAACUUCCAGAGACUUCUCCAAGAGAUACCGAAAUCAUACCAAUUGUAAUGAUAGUAGGAGAAGCAAGAGCCGGACGGUUUCACAGUCUUGACUUAUGGAAUAUCAAGGCAAAGCGAGUUACUUAAAAUACCUGAAAAUCAGAUCAAUAACGCCAAUUCAACAGUCUGUUUAGAUGUAAAUUUAUACCAAAUAAUAAAACGUUACGUUUUUUAAAUGGA